AUGACCCAGCCUGAGCUCAACACCGCUUCAUUUGAGUCCACGCUCCCUCCCCGUACGUCACCCAAUGUGGCACACACGAGCCCUACUUUCAACCCGACAACUUACACCGUCCCUGGCCAUCAACGCAUUCCCCAGCACCCCCAUGGCCAAGAAUUCCGGCCACCACCUCCGUAUCAAAAUUUUGCACAGCAGUCUUAUGAUGGCUCUGGGCCUGGCGGAUACCAUCAAUCCCAGGAGUUUGCUAGCAUGCUUGGUAGCUCUGGGUCUCAUAUCACGUUGCCCCCGCAGGCCAGCAUGCUUGGUAGCUCUGGGUCUCAUACCACGUUCCCCCUGCAGCCCAGCACACCGUUUGUACAGCAAUUGGGUGCGAUCAUCGUUAAAAAUGUAUUUAUAUGUCAUAAUCCUAUUUGA
Messenger RNA from Penicillium canescens, 411 nucleotides. RefSeq lists its product as uncharacterized. Lineage: Eukaryota; Fungi; Ascomycota; Eurotiomycetes; Eurotiales; Aspergillaceae. The transcript has a single exon. The coding region runs from base 1 to 411 and encodes 136 amino acids. The record is from RefSeq and is a predicted model, not a curated record.